AUGAGUGGUCAGGCGCACGAUCCAGUGAUCCUCGCGCCGGACUCGAGCCCCACGCGCGCUGGGGACGAGUCGCAUGCGAACAAGAAGGUGCGGCAAGAUGGCGGCGAUGCCUUCCGCCGCAGCCUCGACUCCUUCCAGUACCGUGGGCCGGGCGCCGAGAACAACGCGCUGCAGUCCGAGGUUUCGUCCGAGUCGAGCCCGGCUUCGGUGAAGCACAGCAGCGAGGAGAGUGUGCCCGCUCCUCCUCCGUCGCGGCCAAACGUGUACACACCGUCGGACUCCAUCGUGCAAAUCAAGGCGACGCGCCUCGCGCGCCUCUUUUCGAACUACACCGUGGAGCAGUGUGUCGAGGUGCUCCGCGCCUCGAACUACGACCUGGGCGAGGCCAUCGAGAAGCUCCGGCCAAAGACGGUCGCGCAGCCGCCCCCGCCGCCGGUGGCCAUUGCGCCGCAGCCGGCGCAGCAGGUCCAGUAUGUUCAGCACCCGCCGCAGCAAGCAGCGCGGCCGCCGCCCAAGCGGCCUGCGAAGCGCAAGUCGCGUGUAAUGGACGACUCGGACAGCGACGCGUCCAUCGAGUUUGACGGCGAUGAGUCGACCGACGGCGAGGAUGCGUACGACGCCGACGCGCGUCAGAAGUAUGAGCAGAAUCUCGCGCUGGGCUGGUUCAACAAGUGUGACGCGAACAGCAUGGUCGACAGCAUCAGCUGCACGCCGGAGCAGGCGAAUACGAUCAUCGGUCUGCGUCCGUUUGCGUCGGUCGACGAUGUGUACGAGCGCCUGGGCGACAAGUCGGCCAAGGGCGUGUCGCCACGCCUCUUUACCAACUGCGUCGAGCUGAUGGCGGGCUACAUGGAGGUCGACGACGUGCUGGCCAAGUGCGAGGCGGUCGGUGCAGAGCUCGACAAGGCGAUGAGCUCGUGGCAAACGUCGACCGACAAUGGUGUCGACGACGCGUUCGGCGCAGUGAACCUCUCCGAGGUCAAGCGCGAGGGUGUGAACGAUGAAAACUACCUGCAGGAGCAGCCCUCGAACCUCGCCGAGGGCAUCCGGCUCAAGGACUACCAGGUGCUGGGUGUGAGCUGGCUCAAUCUCUUGUACCGCAAGCAGAUUUCGUGCAUUCUCGCCGACGAGAUGGGUCUCGGCAAGACGGCGCAGGUCAUCUCUUUUCUUGCGUACUGCAAGCUGCAGGGCAAGCGCAAAGGGCCGCACCUCAUCAUUGUCCCCUCCUCUGUGCUGGAGAACUGGUCGCGUGAGCUGCAGCACUUUUGCCCGUCGCUCGCGGUCGAGGUGUACUACGGCUCGCAGGCCGAGCGCCGCGAGAUGCGUAUGGACCUGCGCGAACGCAGCGACUACGACGUGAUGCUCACGACCUACGACAUGGCGACGGCCGGCGACGACCACAAGUUCUUGCGCAAGUGCGGCUUCGACGUGUGUGUGUACGACGAAGGGCACAUGCUCAAGAACCGCCGCUCGCAAAAGUACGAGAAGCUGAUGAAGAUCUCGGCGCGCUGGCGCCUCUUGCUUACCGGAACGCCGCUGCAGAACAAUUUGCAAGAGCUCAUUUCGCUCUUGAGCUUUAUCCUGCCCGAGUACUUUACCUCUGCCGAGGAGGCGCUCGCGGCAAUUUUCAAGGUGAAGCCUGGCGCAGGGACGUCGCAGCUGUCGCAGCAGCGUGUUAUCCGUGCGAAGCGCAUGAUGCGUCCUUUCGUCCUCCGUCGGCGCAAGGACAAGGUGCUGCUACUCACGAAAAAGACCGAGACGGUGGAGUACUGUGACAUGACCGAGGCGCAGCAGGACCUGUACCAGGACGCUCUGCAGCGCACCAAGUCGGCGCUCGUCGAGGCCGAAGAGCCGGUGAAGGGCAAAAAGGGGCCAACUUCGCGCGACACGAGCAACGUGCUGAUGGACCUGCGCAAGGCGGCAAACCACCCCUUACUCUUCCGGCGACUCUACACGGAGAAGAAGAUUGCGGCGCUUGCCAAGGACUACAUGCGCGAGCCGGAACACGCCGAGGACAACCUGACGCAUCUGAAGGAGGACUUUGCAAUCAACACGGACGCAGAGCUCUCACUCCUCGCACGCUCGUGGAAGUCGACGCAGAAGCAUGUCUUGCCCGCCGAGGAGUGGAUGAACUCGGGCAAGAUCCAGGCGCUGAAGCGUAUCAUUGACGACGUCCGCGCCAAGGGCGACCGCAUGCUCAUCUUUAGUCAGUUCACCUCGGUGCUGGAUAUCCUGUGCGUGUGCCUCGAGCACAUGGGCGUCCCGUACGUCGGCUUCACCGGACAGACCAACGUCGGCGACCGGCAGCACAUUGUCGACCACUUUACCAACGACACGAGCAUCCCCGUUUUCUUGCUGUCGACACGCGCCGGUGGUCUCGGCAUUAAUUUGGUCGCAGCAAACUGGGUGGUGCUCUUCGACCAGGACUUUAACCCGCAAAACGAUAAACAGGCUACGGAUCGCUGCUACCGCAUUGGCCAGACCAAGCCAGUGACCGUCGUGAAGCUCAUCAGCCGCGGCACGAUCGACGAAGACAUCCUCGCACUCGCCGGGCGCAAGCUCGAGCUCGCCGAGCGCGUCAGUGGAGAAGGCAAGGGCGAUGCCGAGGGCAACGACGAGAUGAUCGAGUCAGAGAUCAAGGGACGCAUCGCCUCAUCGCUCCUCGCACAGGUCCGCGACCGUGCCACGAAGCCGGAGUAG
This is a messenger RNA of Malassezia japonica, 2700 nucleotides long. It is a transcript of the gene FUN30, whose product is annotated as DNA helicase. NCBI's taxonomy places the organism in Eukaryota, Fungi, Basidiomycota, Malasseziomycetes, Malasseziales, Malasseziaceae. The transcript has a single exon. The record is from RefSeq and is a predicted model, not a curated record. Gene Ontology annotation, molecular function: ATP binding; ATP-dependent chromatin remodeler activity; chromatin binding. Bases 1 to 2700 code for a protein of 899 amino acids. Gene Ontology annotation, cellular component: nucleus.